GGAGACUGAAACGCUGCACUUUAUCUCCUUGUUUCUCUUUUGCUGAGUUAGUAUAAUCUUUACCUUCAUAACGGUUCAGACUUUGGACUGUUUGGACUUGUCUUGGUUGUUUUUUCAGAAGAGGCGGUGAAACAGGGCGGACUGUGAACAUGGCUCAGUACGAAGAAGUUAAAGUUCACGGUUACGAGGAGUUUUGUAAAGCUGUGUCAGAAAGAAAAGGAAAAGACAUCUUUGCUUACUUCAGUGGGGACAAAGAUGACCAGGGAAGAAGCUGGUGUCCAGACUGUGUAAAAGCUGAGCCAGUGGUCCGAGGGGAGAUGGAGCAUCUUCCUGAAGGUUCAGUCUUCGUGUACUGCCAAGUGGGAGACAGGCCAUACUGGAAAGACCCUAACAAUGAGUUUAAGAAGACUCUAAAACUCACAGGAGUCCCAACUCUACUACGCUACGGCACACCACAGAAACUGGUGGAGGAGCAGUGUUUCAAAGCAGACCUGGUUCGGAUGAUGUUCACAGAAGAUUAGUGCCUCCUGUGGGUGUGGUGGUAGUUUUAUGCAUACUGUAAAAUGCAUCUCAGACAUUUGAUUUGAUUUUCUUUGUAACUUUUUCUUUCCUUACAUUUCUUUCAGUUCAGUCUGUUAGUCUUUAUUAUAUCUGGUCAGCUGUAUCUCUUACUGUGGAAUUAGAAUUAAGUGUCGACUUGUAUGACAAAGUAAAAAUCCUAAUAUAAUAUUGUGCACACAUACAGGUGGUAUGUAUUCACUACAAUGUAAAGGGAAAAUCUAGUCCUGUAUAGCGCUUUCUUUAUUGUAAGUGACUUAAAGGUCCUCAAAAAUAAAAUUUAGAAAUAGCAAUAUAAUCUCUUAAAGAUGGUGUAUAGUAAACUAUACAAAUAUAAAAAGCUUAUGAUUUUUGUAAAGAAAAUGUCAUUUUGAAAUUUUAAAUUUAAAUUAAGCUUUGUUCAAAUUUGUGCUUGCAGUACUACAAAACUAAUAAAAACAUAAUUGUA
Molecule: messenger RNA, 1006 nt
Organism: Colossoma macropomum (tambaqui)
Lineage: Eukaryota; Metazoa; Chordata; Actinopteri; Characiformes; Serrasalmidae
Gene: txndc17
Product: thioredoxin domain containing 17
Exons: 4
Coding region: 150-521 (123 amino acids)
Cellular component (GO): cytosol
Molecular function (GO): protein-disulfide reductase [NAD(P)H] activity
Source: RefSeq, a predicted model, not a curated record